UACUUAAUAAUGUGAAAUCCAACUUCCUGUUAGACCCUCGACAUCAGUGGUUGUUUAAGGCUAUAAAUACUUGACACUCUGGCUGCUAAUAUCAUUGCUGCAAACCACUCGCAUCUCUACAUACUUGUCAGUUUGGUGAUAACUCACGUGUAAAAGGACCAUGGGGAAUAAGCUGUUGUUCCUGCUGCUGGUGACUGUUAUGUGUCUUACCCGCGGUGUUGUUGGUGUGGAUGAUGAUGGCGAUCAUGUGGGAUGGCGCCAUGAUAUAGAUUUUGACGCCAACGAACAAGGAGGUCACGCAGGGCUGGACCUUUAUAGAAGGUGGCUCAGCGGCUACAGAGCAAACGUCGGAGGCACGGCACAUACUAACGGGUACUGGGAAAGGAGAUUAGGAAUAGGUAGGGAUACGCCUAACGGACUGAGCUGGAAUGUGGGCAGCACCACGAAUAGCAGGGGCUAUUCCAGGUACGAGGGCGACCUGAGUAGGACGUAUGACAAUGGGCGGUUCGGCAUCCACGGACAUGUGGACUCUUAUGGCGGUGUUGGUAUCCGUGGAUCGUGGUCACAUAGGUGGCGACGAUCUGUCAAGGAUCAGAGGUUCAACGUGACGCUAAUGGCUGAUCCCUGUGAUUUCGACUUCUACGAUCACGACAAAGAUGGCGGCAUAUCUAAGAAAGAGAUGGCGGCCAUAUUCGGGGACGAGGCGGGCGCUGAAAGGCUAUUUGAUGCUUUGGACAGAGAGUCGGUUGAUGGGGUGAUCGUUAGGGAGGAAUUCGCGUUUGCUCCGAAGGUCAUCAACAACUGCUUCCAGGACAGUGAAGAAGAGUAGAACGCAACGACUUACUCUCACAGAUUGACAGUUUUCACUUUUAUUUUAUGUGUUGUCUUGGAUUCAGCUGACUCUGUCAUCAAUACUUUCAAUUUAGUCAUGUAAGAUAACUCACUAAUGAACAUACCUCAAUUGUUUGGAAAAACUGCCAAAACAUUCAUUUUUCUUAAAGCGAUCUGAUCUUUUGUCAGCAUUCUUUUAUCACUGAUUUCCAGACAUUAACGAAAAAAUCACUCUCAGACAAAAAAUAAAAAAAAAAUGUCAAAAAGGUCUAUCUGUGAGAGUGCAGCUGUAAGAACCGUAGUCGACGUGUUCCUAAAAUACAGCCAUUCAUAGCUUCACAAGUGUAUAUGCUAGUAUAUAAGAAUGACACUUUUCGUAUUAACACACUUUUCAGAAUUAUUAUAUAUUUAAAAGACAUAUGUCCAUGUAUUGUUUCAGAAAUGAAUUAAAUGGAGAGAAAAAUGAAAUCCUUAGAUAAACGCUGGAUUUUUAGUUUAAAAAAGUGAACAAGCAGUUUUGUUUUCCUUUAUUUUAUUGUAUGCCAUUCAAUUUUCAGUAUGACCAUAAUUAUAACUUGGAUUUUCUGAAUAAAAAUGAAGCUAU
This is a messenger RNA of Mya arenaria, 1435 nucleotides long. RefSeq lists its product as uncharacterized. NCBI's taxonomy places the organism in Eukaryota, Metazoa, Mollusca, Bivalvia, Myida, Myidae. The transcript has 5 exons. Gene Ontology annotation, molecular function: calcium ion binding. The record is from RefSeq and is a predicted model, not a curated record. Bases 161 to 829 code for a protein of 222 amino acids.